CGUUGCUUGCUGCGUCUCCGGCUACUGCCUGUCUCCUGGACGUCAUCUUCAUACUCCCUCCGUUCCUUUUCUUUCACCCGCUUUCGUGAUCAAUCGCCUUUCUUUUUAUACUUCUCGCCGGUCGCUCAAUCUCAUCUUUCACCAUGGCUGAUAUGCCCAUUGUGCUCGACGGAGGAACUGGUUUCCUCAAAGUCGGAUAUGCUGCGCAAAACUUCCCCGAGCACCAGUUCCCCUCGAUAGUGGGGCGGCCGAUACUGCGGACGGAGGAGCAAGCAGGCGACAUUGUCGUCAAGGAUAUCAUGUGCGGAGAUGAAGCCGCUGCCGCCAGAUCAAUGCUUCAAAUCACCUAUCCCAUGGAGAACGGAAUCGUGAAGAGAUGGGACGAUAUGCAACAUCUAUGGAACUACACUUUCUACGAGAAGAUGAAGAUCGAUCCUACUGGCCGCAAGAUCCUCCUCACCGAGCCCCCCAUGAACCCCCUCAAGAACCGGGAGCAGAUGGCUGAGGUCAUGCUGGAAGGCUACAACUUUGGUGGCGUAUACGUCGCGAUCCAAGCCGUACUUGCACUAUAUGCGCAGGGUCUUAGCAGUGGUGUCGUGGUCGACUCCGGAGACGGUGUAACUCACAUCAUUCCCGUCUACGAAUCUACCGUUCUGAACCACCACAUCCGCCGACUGGACGUUGCUGGUCGCGAUGUGACCCGCAAUCUCAUUGCCCUUCUUCUCCGCCGUGGUUACGCCCUCAACCGCACGGCCGACUUUGAGACCGUGCGCCAGAUUAAGGAGAAGCUCUGCUACGUUUCCUACGAUCUGGAACUAGACAAGAAGCUUUCCGAAGAUACAACCGUCUUGGUUGAAUCCUACACCCUCCCCGAUGGUCGUGUCAUUCGCGUGGGAAGCGAGCGAUUCGAGGCUCCUGAGUGUCUUUUCCAGCCGCACUUGGUAGAUGUCGACCAACCCGGUAUUGCUGAACUGCUGUUCAACACGAUUCAGGGUGCCGAUGUCGAUGUGCGCUCCAGUCUCUACAAGGCUAUCGUGCUCAGUGGUGGAAGCAGCAUGUACCCCGGUCUGCCCUCGCGACUGGAGAAGGAGCUUAAGCAACUGUGGCUCACUCGGGUGCUGCAAGGAAACCCGGAGAGACUGAACAAAUUCAAGGUCCGCAUCGAGGACCCGCCCCGACGGAGACACAUGGUCUUCCUUGGUGGUGCCGUGCUGGCCAACUUGAUCGCCGACAAGGAGGAUAUGUGGGUCACCAAGCAAGAAUGGCAAGAACAGGGUGCACGUGCCCUCGCGAAACUCGGCCCUAGAUAAGUCUAGUUUACUACUUCCACCCUCUAGUACCAGUACAUACAUACCAACCUACCUGCCAUAUCUUGAUUUCACAACGACUUUCUCCUUGCCGAUAAAAUUCAAUCCUCGCAAAAUGUCAGCCAGAUGAUUCUCUGUCCAAGGUAUAUUCCCAUUUACCCACUCCCUUGCGGUCAUAUCUCGCGCUCAACCAUACACACUUCAACGAACCUUUACUUAAUCUUUGCUCUGUAUGUUCUUUGGCCAAGUGGCCAGCUGGUGUAGAGGUAGACGACCCGAGGUCAGGAUUAAGUUAACUGACUUAAACCAAUUGUGGUCAAUGAAGAGAUUUCUUUCUUUCCUCCCACUAGUGUCAUAAAAGUUUGCGAGUUC
This is a messenger RNA of Aspergillus saccharolyticus JOP 1030-1, 1679 nucleotides long. RefSeq names its product actin-related protein 2. Gene Ontology annotation, cellular component: actin cortical patch; Arp2/3 protein complex. Gene Ontology annotation, molecular function: actin filament binding. NCBI's taxonomy places the organism in Eukaryota, Fungi, Ascomycota, Eurotiomycetes, Eurotiales, Aspergillaceae. The record is from RefSeq and is a predicted model, not a curated record. The coding region runs from base 144 to 1310 and encodes 388 amino acids. The transcript has 7 exons. Gene Ontology annotation, biological process: Arp2/3 complex-mediated actin nucleation.